GACAGUUAGGUUUGUGAGAGAGAGAAUGAUAAGAAAAACCCUUUUUGUCUGAGUAAGAGGAAACCAAAAUGGAGAUGGGUUCCAACUCGGGUCCGGGUCAUGGUCCGGGUCAGGCAGAGUCUGGUGGUUCCUCCACUGAGUCAUCCUCUUUCAGUGGAGGGCUCAUGUUUGGCCAGAAGAUCUACUUCGAGGACGGUGGUGGUGGAUCCGGGUCGUCUUCCUCUGGUGGUUCAAACAGACGUGUCCGUGGAAGCGGGUCGGGUCAGUCGGGUCAGAUACCAAGGUGCCAAGUGGAAGGCUGUGGAAUGGAUCUAACCAAUGCAAAAGGUUAUUACUCGAGGCACAGAGUUUGUGGAGUGCACUCUAAAACACCUAAAGUCAUUGUUUCUGGUAUCGAACAGAGGUUUUGUCAACAGUGCAGCAGGUUUCAUCAGCUUCCGGAGUUUGACCUAGAGAAAAGGAGUUGCCGUAGGAGACUCGCUGGUCAUAAUGAGCGACGGAGGAAGCCACAGCCUGCCUCUCUCUCUGUGUUAUCUUCUCGUUAUGGGAGGAUCGCACCAUCACUUUACGGAAACGCUGAUGCUGGAAUGAAUGGAAGCUUUCUUGGGAGCCAAGGGAUGGGAUGGCCUAGUGAAAGAACGUUGGAUACGAGAGUGAUGAGACGGCCCGUGUCAUCACCGUCGUGGCAGAUCAAUCCAAUGAAUGUAUUUAGUCAAGGUUCAGUUGGUGGAGGAGGGACAAGCUUCUCAUCUCCAGAGAUUAUGGACACUAAACUAGAGAGCUACAAGGGAAUUGGCGACUCAAACUGUGCUCUCUCUCUUCUGUCAAAUCCACAUCAACCACAGGACAACAACAACAAUAACACAUGGCGAGCUUCUUCAGGUUUUGGCCCGAUGACGGUUACAAUGGCUCAGCCACCACCUGCACCUAGCCAGCAUCAGUAUCUGAACCCGCCUUGGGUAUUCAAGGACGAUAAUAAUGAUAUGUCUCCUGUUUUGAAUUUGGGUCGGUACACCGAGCCAGAUAAUUGUCAGAUAAGCAGUGGCACAACAAUGAGUGAGUUCGAGUUAUCUGAUCACCAUCAUCAAAGUAGGAGACAGUACAUGGAAGAUGAGAACACAAGGGCUUAUGACUCUUCCUCUCACCAUACCAACUGGUCUCUCUGAGAGAAUCUUCUUACAAUGAGCGAUUCUGCAAUAUCUUAUCUUUUGUUUCUUUUUUUGUUCUGUUAUCUGCUACAUUAAUAAACCAGACAAUUGUUG
Molecule: messenger RNA, 1262 nt
Organism: Arabidopsis arenosa
Lineage: Eukaryota; Viridiplantae; Streptophyta; Magnoliopsida; Brassicales; Brassicaceae
Source: the annotation of a GenBank genome assembly